Rhodofomes roseus is the source of this 447-nucleotide messenger RNA. RefSeq lists its product as uncharacterized. The record is from RefSeq and is a predicted model, not a curated record. The transcript has a single exon. NCBI's taxonomy places the organism in Eukaryota, Fungi, Basidiomycota, Agaricomycetes, Polyporales, Fomitopsidaceae. The annotation marks the transcript as partial.
AUGCCGACGCGCGAACAGUACAAAGCGAUCGAGGACGAGUACAUCCAGUCGCUGCAUCCGCGCAAGCGCGAGAAGGCGCUGCUCAGCCAGGCGAUGUUCGACAUGAUCUGGGACGUGCUGCACGACCCGCUCCGUUCGCGCGUCGGCUCGCCGCAGUUCCGCUGGUGGGUCCGCAAGAUGUUCGUCCUCUCGCACGUCCGCCCCGCCGGCUCGGACGACGCCGCGGGCACGCCCGUGGUGCUGCACGAGGACCGGCCCGUCGCGCUGAAGGAGCAGAUCUACGAGGUGCUCUGCUACUGCCACGACCUCUCGAACCACGGCGGGCGCGACAAGACGACGAUGGUCAUCCGCGCGCACUACUCGUGGGUGCCCAAGGAGCUCAUCGCGCAGUUCGUCAAGGUCUGCCCAACGUGCAUUUUCAAGAAGACGGGCAGCAAGGACCUCGCG